AUGCCGUCGCUCGCGCUGCCGAGCGCGCGCGGGCGGGCGCCGGGCCUGGCGCUGCCGCCGCGCGACGAGGCCAAGGCGCCGCCGACGCCCCGCGUCGACGACGGCGAGGCGACGCCGGCGCCCGCCGCCCCGAAGAACGAGAACAUCCAGAAGCGCUGGGACGCCUUCAGCGCCCUCUACGCCCACAACUUCCGCCUCUGGUCCUCCCCGGCGCACCAGGCCAUGGUGUCCGCGCUCGAGCUCGACCGGUCCAUGGGCGUGCUCGAGGUCGGCUGCGGCGCGGGCUGGCACCUGCGGAACAUCCGCACGGAGUCGGCCUACGCCGCGGGGUUCCGCGCCGUCGACUUCUCGCCGAAGAUGAUCGAGCUCGCGGGCGACCGGUCCGCGCAGGCGGGAUGUAUAUUGUCGGUGGGCGACGCGCAGGCGCUCAAGGACAUCUGGACGGACCGCUUCGACCGCAUCCUGUCGAACCUCUGCAUCCACAUCGUGCCCGACCCGGACCGGGCCCUCGCGGAGUUCUUCCGGUGCUGCGCGCCCGGCGGCGCCGUGGGCUUCACGGUCUGGGGCGAGCGCGCCAAGUCGCCGCUCUUCACGCUGCUCGACGACGUCCUCGCGGAGCUCCGGGCCGCGGGGACGAUCCCGACGCCGCCGCCGUCGGACGCGCCGCCCGUGCGGAGCCAGUUCCACCUCGGCCAGGACGACGGCGCGCUGCGGCGCCGCGCCAAGGCCGCGGGCUUCGUCGACGUCGCGAGCUGGCACGUGCCCUGCGCCUGGCCCCGGGGCAUCGGCGGCAUGCGCCCCGCGGGCGACACCUUCGCCGAGUCCUGGCUCAAGAGCCAGCUCUCGAGCGUCGAGCUCGAGAGGGCGCUCUCGAAGCCGCAGUGGGCCGCGGUGACGCGGGGCCUCGCGGCCAAGGCCCAGGCCCUCUUCGACGGCGGCGCGCCCGUGCUCUGCGACAUCGUCGUCGUCAUCGGGCGCAAGCCCGUGCCGCCGGGCCUGGAGAAGAAGGCCGUCGCCGUCGACUUCUUCCCGCCGCGGGACCCGCUCAUGGACGAGGCGCCCGAGGACAUCCUCAAGCGCAUCGUCCGGGAAGGGGAUCUCGAGGCCUGGCGGGAGGAGGAGCAGCAGCUCGCCGACGACGCCAUCGCCGUGGCGUUGGACAACGAGAAGCGCCGCGCCAGGGGCGAGCCCGAGGUCUUCCCGGGCGAGAAGGUCGCCUACGAGGACAUGUGCGACGACGAGAAACGCAUCGAGGACGCGAAGAAGAUGCACAUCAAGAUGACGCGCCAGGGGCCCCUGUCCAUGGGCGCCGUGUCGAGCAAAUACGAGAAGUGGCUCGCGAAGAAGACCGGCCGGCCGCAGCCCGUGCGCCUCGAGCACCUCGACGGCGCCGCCGUCGACCUCGACGGCGCGGCGGCGGCGCUCGACGGGCAGGCCGUGCGCGUCGUGCUCGCGGCGCCGGCCGAAGAAGAGGCCGCGCCGGCCGAGGAGGCCGCGGCGCCGUUGGCCGAGGAGCCCGGGAAGAAGAAGAUGGGCCUCAAGGGCGCCGUGGGCCGCGGCGCGAAGCGGCGGCCGACGAAGAAGGAGAAGUACGCGCGGGAGCUCGAGCGGCUCGCGGCGGACUACCCCGAGACGUGCGGCGCGGCGUACGACGAGACGCGCGAGGAGGAGGUGUUCCUGCUGGACCUCUACGUGCAGAACGACGUCGCCCUCGGCGACGCGGGCGUGCGGCGCUACGUCGCGGAGAACACGACGGCCGCCGCGCGCCUCGACGGCGCGGCGGCGACGCUGCCGCGGUCGAGCCGCGAGCGCGGCGCCGCGGCCGCGGCCGCCGAGGAGGCGGCCGUGCUCGUGAGCGUCGUCGUGCCGACGACGGGCCGGCGGUCGGCCUUCCACGGCAUGCUCUACGCGUGCUUCGCGGCGCAGACGCACGCGCGGCUCGAGCUCGUCGUCCUCGACACGGGCGCCGCGCCGUCGCCCUUCUUCUCCGGCGACCCCGCGGCAACGGCGGACGCGCGCGUGCGCUACGCGCACCGCCCCACCGGCGCCUACGACGACGACGCGACGGGCGCGAAGCGCAACGAGCUCGUCCGGCGAGCGCGGGGCGCGGUCGUCGUCCAGUUCGACGACGACGACGUCUACACGCCCCGGUACGUCGAGCGCGUGCUGAGCGCGAUGCGCGGCGCCGGCGCGGCGCUCUUCAAGCUCAGCGCGUGGAAGUGGUUCGACGCCGCGCGCGCGGCCAAGCCCGACGCGGACGACGCGAAGCUCCUCCACUGGUACGACAACGAGCGGGACAAGACGACGGGCUACUGCGCCAACUACACGGCCGCGGGCUGGCACUCGCGCAAGUGGGGCUACGGCUUCUCCUUCGCCUUCGACCGGGCCGUCGCGCUGCGCCACCCGUUCCCGCCGACGUACCUCGGCGAGGACUACGACUUCGUCAUGGAGCUGCUCGCGGCGCGCGUGCCCGUCGUCGCCUACCGCGACGACCCGGACGACUCCGUCGUGCUCCACGUGCUCCACAACAACAACUCGUCCGUCGUCGCCAAGCACGAGACGUUCCCGCUGUCGGACCUCGACGCGACCUUCGAGACGCCCAUCGGCGCCACGAUCCGCGACAUGCGCCGGGCCCGCGCCUUCGACACGGAGCUCAGCUCGUACGUGUCCCUGGCGCGCAAGGCGCGGUACGAAGAAGGGGAAUUUAACGUCGCCUUGCGCCCUCUCCGGUGCGCCGGUUUAAGCGGCCCGAGCUCUCGGAAGCCCCCACCCGGGCGCGGGUCCGCCCGCGCCGUUGGCCGCCCCUCUUCGACCAUGGGCGGCGGCCUCUCCAAGGGCCACCGGAGCUCCGCGAAGGACGCCGUCUCCCGCAAGGGCGAGAGCACGGGGCUGCCCCACGGCCGCCUCGCGCUCGGGGAGUCGUUCUUCAAGAAGUCCUUCGCCGUCGAGCUCUGCGCCAAGGCGGGCCUCGCGCCGGCGCAGGUGCGCGAGAGCCUCCUGGGCCUGGGCGCGACGCCGACGCCCGCGGUCGCGGGGCGGCCCUGCGCCGUCGGCGCGCUGACGCUGCGGUCGCUCGCGCCCGGCCGGGCGCCCUGCCGGUCGACCUUCGUCGUCAACGCGUCGUCGUCGGCCAAGGCGCCCGACGGCUCCGGCGACCGCGCGGCCUGGGCCGCGCUCUGCGAGGGCCACGGCCCCCAGGGCGAGCAGUGCGCGAAAUUCGCGCGCGACCGCAUGGAGCACCUGGUCCGGCGGGCCAUGUCCGCGCCCUACGCGACGCCGCCGGCGGCCCUGGCCAACGCCUUCGCCGCGCUCGACGGCGCCCUCGACGAGGCGCGCGUCUGCGGCGCGCGGAGCGGGUGCUCCGCGGCGGCCGCGCUCCUGAGCGGCGACCGCGCGUACUGCGCGCUCCUGGGCACCUGCGGCGUCGUCUUGGUCACGAAGGACCGCCAGGGCUGCCACGCGCGCGAGCUCGCGCCGCGCCACGUGCUGAGCGUCGCCGCGGAGGCGGACCGCGCGCGCGCGGCGGGCGCCGUCGUCUGCGCGGCGGCGGAGCGGCGCGCGGCGCCAGGCGCGUUCGGCUCCGACGAGGCGCUCCUGGGCGUGCUCGAGGCGGGCGACGGCGGCGACCGGCGGCCGCGGCUCUACGCGGCGGAGGAGGGGUCCACGCUGCCCGGCUACUCCUUCGCGCGGUGCCUCGGCGACCCGGCGGCGAAGAGGCUCGGCGUCGUCGCGGAGCCGUCCGUCGUCGAGCACGAGUUCGGCCCCGGCGACGAGUUCCUCAUCCUGGCGUCGGAGUCGGUCUUCGACGCGCUCCGAAGCGACGCCUUCGCGACCAUCUGCGAGGGCCAGGACGACCCGUGGACCGUCGCGCACCUCGUCCUCGCAAAGGCCGCGGAGGCCGUCCUCGACGCGCGGCUCUCGCCGGACGACCUGACCUGCGUCGUCGCCCACGUCGGCGGGCGGCCGGGCGCCGCGCCGAAGCCCGCGCGGCCGCGCGCCGCGGACGCGGCGCCGCUCGCGCCCGUGCCCAAGCCCGCGGCCGCGGCGGCCGAGGCGCCGCCGCCGCGCGCCCUCGACGCGCCGGCGCCCGAGGCGCUGCCCGCGCUCGCGGCGCGCAAGGCCAAGGCGCCGGAGCCGCUCCUCCUCGGCGAGGACGGCGCCGCCAAGGCGCCGGAGCCGGCGGCCCUCGCGCCCGUCGCCGCGCCGCCGCCCGCCGCGGCGAGGGCGCCGCCGGACGACGCCGCGGAGCCCGAGCCGGAGUCGGAGACGGCCGCGACGCCGUCGCGGCGCCUCGCGGCCGGCGCGACGCUGGCGCCCCUGGGCAAGGCGGCGACGCCGCCGGCCCUGGGCCGCAAGCUCCAGCCCCUCGGGUCGCCGCCGAAGGCGCUCAAGCUCGCGCCCCUGAAGCUCGCGCCCCUCGGGUCGCCGCCCGCGCUCGGGUCGCCGCCGCCGCCGAAGCCGAAGGAGGCCCUCGGGCCCGUCCUCGGCUCCACGCCCAAGGCCCGCCUGCGGCCCAUGGUGCUCUACUCGCUGAGCAGAAAGACGCACUUCGAGAAGGGCGAGCUGUCGAAGCUCCACGUGAAAUUCCGGGAGCUGGCGGCCAAGGAGGGCAACCCCUACACCAUCACCCUGGCGGACUUCCAGGAGGCGCUGACCUUCGUGGGCAUCGACGAGAGCGACGGCACGCUGCUCGCCGCCGUCUUCAAGCAGAUGGACCUCACGGACAGCGGCGUCGAGACGGGCCAGGUCAACUUCAGCCAGUUCUGCGCGGUCUGCAGCAGCAUGCUCAGCGGGCCCAUGGAGGAGAAGCUCGACUUCUCCUUCGCGCUCUACGACACGAACGGCACGGGCCUCGUCGAGAAGACGGGCAUGGAGUGCACGGAGCUGGUGGAUACGAUCUUCAAGGAGCACGACACGGACGGCACGGGCUCCCUGUCCUACAAGCAGUACAUGUCGGCCAUCGUCGCCAACCCCAUCCUCACGUCCUUCGUCUCCGGCCAGGGCAAGGGGCCCCUGCUGCCGGCGCCGGCGAACGCGUCGGCGCACGCGGCCUGGCUCGCGUCCUUGAUCGCCUUCCGCGAGACGUGCCUCGCGUCCGUCGGCUGGCCCGGCAACUCGACGGUGUGGGAGGCGCUGCGCUGGACGCGGACGUCGUUCGUGCAACCGCAGAUGCACCCCUACGACCGCGGCUUCUACGACCCGAAGCGGGGCUACACCGUCGACGCCUGGCUCGACGGCCUCGAGGCGCGGUACGGCGGCAUCGACAGCGCCCUCGUCUGGCCGACGUACACGAACAUCGGCAUCGACGAGCGGUCGCAGUUCGACUACGUGCUCGCGAUGCCCGGCGGCGCCGCGGCGCUCGCGAACGUCUCCGCGGCGCUCCACGCGCGCGGCGUCCGCGCGCUGUGGCCCUACAACCCCUGGGACACGGGCACGCGGCGCGACGCCUACGGCCGGUCCGACGCGGCGAUCCUCGCGGCGCUCGACGUCGACACGGGCUUCGACGGCUUCAACGGCGACACGAUGACGACCGUGCCCGAGGCCUUCUACGACGCGUCCGUCGAGGCCGGCCGCCCCGGCGCCAUCGAGCCCGAGGUCGGCGGCGACGCCGCGGAGCUCGCGUGGGGGACGCUGGGCUGGGGCUACUGGGCGCAGACGAUGGGCGAGCCGAGCCCCGAGGCGCCGCCGGUCGAUCGGUGGAAGUGGCUCGACCGGCGGCGGCUGACGCACGUGUGCAACCGCUGGGCCAAGGACCACGCGGACGACCUCCAGUUCGCCUGGUUCAACGCCGACGGCUUCGAGGCCUGGGAGAACGUCUGGGGCGUCUGGAACGGCCUGACGCCGCGCGACGCCGAGGCGCUGCGCCGGGUCGCGACGAUGCUCCGCUUCUUCGGCGCGCGGAACCUGACCUGGGCGUCCGGCUGGGUGCCGCACGCGCCGGUGGGCGGCGCGGGCGUCUACGCGAGCCUCUGGCCGACGGCGACGGAGGCCCUCUGGACGCUGGUCGGCCGCGGCGCGGCGGCCGCGACGGCGCGCGUCGACGUCUCGGGGCGGGUCCCCGAGGGCGGCCGCGUCUACGACUGCUACGGCGGCGCGGAGCUCGACGUGAAGGGCGGCGCCGUCGAGGUCGCCGUCGAGGCCGGCGGCUUCGGCUGCGUCUGGGCGACCGAGGCCGACGGCCGCGACUUCCUCGCGACGAUGGCGGCGAUGACGACGCGGCCGCUCGGCGACUACGGCGCGUCCUGGGUCGCCGCGAAGCAGACGCGGGCGCCGACGCCGGCGACGACGCCGACGGACGACGUAGAACGGGGCAUGACGCGCUUGCCGAGCGCCGUCUUCCGCUACCGGGUCGCGGGCGUCCAGAUCGAGGCCUUCCCGGACCAGAACGGCGUCGACGUCCAGUUCCCCUGGGAGCCCGCGCCGACGCGGAGCCACGACCAGCUCGUGACCGUCGACGCCUUCGACGUGGACACGUACCCCGUCACGAACGCGGACUACGACGUCUACCUCGCCGAGUCGGGCUACCUCCCGGAGAACGCCUACAACUGGCUCAGGACGUGGGCCCACCCGCGCAACGACAGCGCGUUCCACCGCGCGGCGUCCGCGAAGCCGGCGCCGCCGCCGGGCGCCGGGAAGCGGCCCGUCGUCCACGUGGGCCUCGAGGAGGCGCGCGCCUACUGCGCGCAUCGCGGGAAGCGGCUCCCGACGGACGCGGAGUGGCAGUACGCGGCCCAGGGCCUCGACGGCCGCGCGUACCCGUGGGGCGACGCGGACGACGCGUCGCGGCGGCCGCCGCUCGUCGACGACGCGGCGGCGUGCCCGCCGCGGAGCGACGUCGACGCGUACCCGUCCGGCGCGUCGCCCUUUGGCGUGCUGGACAUGGCGGGCAACGUCUGGCAGUACACGGACGAGUUCUUCGACGACCACACCCGCGGCGCGCUCCUCCGGGGCUCGGCGAACUACCGGCCCGGGGCGUCGACCUGGUACUUCCCCCGGGCGCUCCGCAACGACCAGCACAACAAGUACUUCCUCAUGGACGCGUCCUACGAGCGCGCCUCGACGAUCGGCUUCCGCUGCGCGCGCGCGGCGCCCGCCGACGACCGGGGCGCCGCCGCGGACUGCGUCCCCGGCGCCGGCGCGCUCUGCCUGCGGCUCCACCCGCCGGCGGCCUUCGUCGACUUCGACGGCGCCGCGGCCUGGAUCCACUGCGGCCUCGCGGGCACGGCCUGCGACCGCAAGGCCAAGGCCACCGCGAACUUGACGCACGUCUCGGGGGAGGCGACGAGCCAGUUCACGAACAACCCGUCGGCCUUCUCCUGGACGGGCGGCGAGCCCACGAAGAAAACGGCAAAUACUACAAACGGCGUCUUCGCGACGGCGGGCAGCCUCGCGCGCCUCGAGGCGACGGCGCCGGAGGGCUCCGUCGGCGAGCUCACGGUCUUCGCGGGCGCCUACUACGCGGCCGCCGACUUCACGGUCUCCGCCGGCGGCGAGUCGAGGGCCAUCCCCGUGGCGGCGCCCGACGGCCUCCAGACCGUCGCGUUCACGGCGCUGUCGCCCUACUCCCAGUUGGGCAUCCGCGUGGACCCGCAGCGCGUCGAAGCGCAGGCCAUGCUCCAAAAGGCCGCGGAGACGACGCCCGGCUUCCGGCUCGUGGGCGACGCCGCCAUCUCCGCCGACGACCUGGGCUGGAGCUGCGCGCUCAUCGACGGCGUCUUGGAGUUCGAGACGCCGACGCUCGACGAGUGCGCGUGGCUGAGCCAGCGGUUGGCGGAGUGCGGCGCCGUCGACGCCGUCGAGCUCUUCGCGUCCACGGCGCUGGGCUACUGGGGCGAGUUCCGCGAGGCGGCGACGCCCUACGCCGACGACCACUGGGACUUUGACGUCGGCGCGCUGCGCCGCGACGGCUACGCGAUCCUGCGGGGCGCCGCGCCCGAGUGGCGCGCGGCCGCGGCCGGCGCCGCGGCCGCGGGCGCGGGCAACCUGACGGGCCAGGGCCACGACCUGCGCACGGACCGCGUCCACUGGGUCGACGGCUCCGCGGCGCCGGCCUUCGCGGGCGCCGUCGGGGCGCUCAAGUCCGUCGCGGCGUACCUCAACGGCCACUUCGUCGACGGGCCGGGCUUCCUAUGCCGGGGCCCCGCGCCGCCGGCGGCGCCGGCGACGGCCGACGCGCCCCUCACGGUCACGAGGCACGUCCAGCUGGCGACGUACCGGCCCGAGGUCGACGGCUCGGGCGGCUACACGCUCCACUCGGACAACGGGCCGUCGUCUCCCGGCAAGGCGAAGAAGAACGGGCGGCACGUGACGGCCAUAUUGUACCUCAACGAGCACUGGGACGAGGCCGACGGCGGCGCCCUCGAGCUCUACCCGGACUCCGUGGACGACGCGGCCGUGCAGCGAGUGCUGCUCGGGCAGGCGGGCCGCGCGUGGACGCCCGCGGACGAGCGGAAUCUGGAAGCCGCGCUCGCCGGCCACCGCCGCGUCGAGGUCUGGCCCGAGGCGGGCACAGUCGUCGUCUUCGACUCGCGCCUCGUCCACACCGUGCGGCCCGCGAAGCGCGACCGCCGCGCGCUCACGCUCUGGAUGUCCAAGCCCGCGGACGGCGACAUGCUCCCCGUGGGCCGCGGCGAGGUCUACAACGACUUCGCGGGCAGGUGGAUCGGGGACGACGAGUAA
Molecule: messenger RNA, 8679 nt
Organism: Aureococcus anophagefferens
Lineage: Eukaryota; Pelagophyceae; Pelagomonadales; Pelagomonadaceae
Exons: 9
Coding region: 1-8679 (2892 amino acids)
Molecular function (GO): L-ascorbic acid binding; oxidoreductase activity, acting on paired donors, with incorporation or reduction of molecular oxygen; iron ion binding
Source: RefSeq, a predicted model, not a curated record